CAGGCUUAGAAAACAGAAGCACUGAGAAUUCUAAGCAAAUAGCGCAGCAGGUAAAAACCCGGACACAGCCUCAGCCUCCUCUUGUACUCUUUUCUGGAAUUGGGACAAGAACUCCAAUAGCAAAAUGUGCAAGGGACUUGCUGCAUUGCCGGCCACUUGCUUAAAAAGUGCCAAGGAUAUGAAGCAUCGUCUGGGUUUCUUGCUGCAGAAAUCUGAGUCGUACGAGCAGGGUUCUUCUUCCCACAGCAAGAAGGAGAAAACAUCUUCAUCCCAGAGGGUUAGUCAGGAGGAAGUCAAGAAGUGGGCUGACUCUUUGGAAAACCUGAUCCAUCAUGACAGUGGGCUGGCUGCUUUCCGGGCUUUUCUGAAAUCUGAGUACAGUGAAGAAAAUAUUGAAUUCUGGGUGAGUUGUGAGGACUACAAGAAAACCAAGUCACCUGCCAAGCUCAGCACGAAGGCCAGGAAGAUCUAUGAUGAGUUCAUCUCUGUUCAGGCAACUAGAGAGGUGAACUUAGAUUCCUGUACCCGGGACAAGACAAGCUGCAACAUCCAGGAACCCACACUGACCUGCUUUGAUGAGGCUCAGAGGAAAAUAUUUAUCCUCAUGGAGAAGGAUUCUUACCGCCGCUUCCUCAAAUCUCCUUUCUAUCUUGACUUGAUUAGCCCAGCUGGCAUGUCCUGCAGCACUGAGAGCCACAAAAGAACCAAGGCUCAAUCCUUAGACUGUAACUCCAACCUGGUCUCUCAGUGUGCUUGACUGAGCAGCAAGCAGGGAGUAGGCAGUGCUCCCAUGACUCUUACUGGGCAUGCAAAGCACUCGUCAGCAAAGCACUCAUUGGCAUGAAGCAACACAGCUGUACUCAGUAGAUGUCUAAUGUCCUUCUUGUGUACCUACUAUGUCAUGCAACAGCCAGCAUUUGUAACUCAAGAAGACUCAGUUUAUGUAUUGAAACCUGCUGGUCUUCUCAGCAGCCAUCAAUAGAAGAGGCAUUUCUCUAACAUGUAAAGCAGGGUUAAAUUGUUA
Messenger RNA from Alligator mississippiensis (American alligator), 1024 nucleotides. It is a transcript of the gene RGS4, whose product is annotated as regulator of G protein signaling 4. The transcript has 5 exons. NCBI's taxonomy places the organism in Eukaryota, Metazoa, Chordata, Crocodylia, Alligatoridae. The record is from RefSeq and is a predicted model, not a curated record. The coding region runs from base 125 to 757 and encodes 210 amino acids.